AUGCCUUUUAGGAGGCUCAAAUUCUAUUAAUGAGAUUUGGAUUCGUAUAUAGGAACCCGUUUAUGGUUGAGGGCACGAUAUUAGAAUGUUGGUUUUUAUUGCGACAUCGAACCACUAAUGAAAAGCGCCGGGAUAGAAUGCUAUUUCGCAGAGACUGUCUAGGAAGUAUAUUGAAUGGAAAUAUGCAUAUUUGUAACUGUGUAAAAUAGUCCUAUCCCUGGCAUAAAUGUGAAAUAAACAGAUUUUUUUUUUUCGUUUCGGAUCUGUUUAGUCAAGUGGAUUAGAGCGAUAUUGUACGCCUAGAUAUGGAUGGCAACGAAAGCAACGGAUUCGUUACUGGGGAAAACAGUUUCCAAAAAUAUGGGGCCAAACACAGUAGAAGACUUAGUAUGUCAGCGCCCGCCGCAAUACAUGUAUCCACUUUGCCGAAAAUUGCUACGGGUCGGUCAAUACAUAGCGCCAAUCAACUUUGGCGCGAUCAUGAAUUGAUAGAAACGCAGGAGGCGAUACGGGAGAGGAGUGCAAAAGAGGAAAGCAGACACAAUGUGUACUUCUCCAAGUACCCUAAAAGCCAAAAGAUGUCUCGAGUUCAGGAGAUGAAACCAUUCCGGGUACUUCAUUCGGAAGUGCUCGGAAUGUCGAAAGCUAAACUUAAAGAGAUGUAUUCGGAAGUGACGUACCUAACUAACGCUGUCAGGAAUUGUGACGGAAUACAUAGUUUCAAAAAUCUAUCAACUCAUGACCAUUUACUCAGGGAACCUUUUACUGACGACCACCAAACACCGCGUUGGAAAUCGGCAACUCAGAAGAUCCUACCUAAGAGACAUCCGCCCCCAGCACCCCCUGCCAACGUUGAAAAGGUUUCUGCUUGGGAUGAAAAAAGGAGGGAAGUCAAGUCAAUCCCGUUAUUCACCGAUUUGGAAAAGAGCAGUCAGGGUAAAUUUCUUAAGAAGUAUGGACAGAGUAAGUUGGAACUUAACGAGAAAGAGACGAAGGAAAUAGAACGUAAAAAACGACGAGAUGAUUUUUUGAAAUUUGCUCGAUGCAACAGCGCAAGUGAAACAAAUUUCGUCAUUGACAAUGCCCCGGAUGUAAAUAUUUUACGACGUAAUAUAUACUUUAAUCAGCGAAAGCACAAAUUAUCAGCUGUACGAACAAGAUCUGAGACAUUCAAAGAAAGCAAGCAAGCGUUUUGAAGAAAAGCCUUAUACUCACAAUUUAGUGGUGGCCUAACUUGCACAGUUCCGCUAUGCCCCGAUUUCUGUACUGUGUAGUGUUGCUAAGGUCUCACAAAACGAGAGUGUGGAAUUAGGACAUGCGCUUAAUCUUUGCCUAACCAGCAGGGGUGGCGCCGG
This is a messenger RNA of Anneissia japonica, 1355 nucleotides long. RefSeq lists its product as uncharacterized. Lineage: Eukaryota; Metazoa; Echinodermata; Crinoidea; Comatulida; Comatulidae. The record is from RefSeq and is a predicted model, not a curated record. The transcript is spliced from 5 exons. The coding region runs from base 306 to 1196 and encodes 296 amino acids.